Humulus lupulus (European hop) is the source of this 1272-nucleotide messenger RNA. RefSeq lists its product as uncharacterized. The transcript has a single exon. The record is from RefSeq and is a predicted model, not a curated record. NCBI's taxonomy places the organism in Eukaryota, Viridiplantae, Streptophyta, Magnoliopsida, Rosales, Cannabaceae. The annotation marks the transcript as partial.
CUACUGCUUGCUAUUUCUACUAUCAAAAAAUGGCAUACUUUGCAAUUAGAUAUUAACAAUGCCUUUCUUAAUGGCGACCUCAAUGAAGAGGUGUACAUGACUCUACCUAAAGGACUAAAUCUAUCUACUUCUCUAAAUGCAGGUUCUAAUUUGGUCUGUAAACUGCAUAAGUCCCUGUAUGGCCUCAAGCAAUCAUCCAGACAGUGGUACAAAAAGCUCUCGGAUGCCUUGUUACAAGAAGGUUUCACUCAAUCUUUGGCCGAUUAUACUCUGUUCACAAGAGGAUCUGAAGACUCUUUUAUUGCACUACUUGUGUAUGUUGACGACAUCAUCAUCACUGGUCCCAACAUCACAGUCUUACACUCACUACAAAACUCCCUGCACCAGAAAUUCAAGCUUAAGGCACUUGGCAACCUUCAAUACUUUCUAGGCUUUGAAAUAGCCAGAAAACAAGACAACUUAUUCCUCUCUCAGCGAAAGUACACCUUACAAUUACUUGAAGAUACUGGCUAUACAGGGAGCAAGCCUAGCAAAACACCCAUGGAUCCUAAGCUCAAAUUAAAUAAUGAAGAUGGGGAACUCAUUGCCAAUCCUUCUCAGUAUCGCCAACUCAUUGGCCGCUUGCUCUAUCUCACCUUGUCUCGUCCAGACAUUACCUAUGUAGUCAAUCAUUUGAGUCAAUUCAUGUCUGCUCCUCGUUCACCUCACUUACAAGCCAUUCACCAUCUACUUCGGUAUCUUAAGGGAACACCGGGUCAAGGCCUUCUAUACUCUGCAUCUUCUACUCUGCAAUUACGAGGAUUCUCAGACUCCGAUUGGGCUUCCUGCCCAAUCACUCGAAGAUCAACAACAGGCUUCUGUAUUUUUUUGGGCGAUUGCCUCAUCUCAUGGAGAACCAAGAAACAGCCCACCAUAUCUAAAAGCUCAGCUGAAGCCGAAUAUCGAGCAUUAGCAUCUACAACCAGUGAAGUUACUUGGCUUCAAUACCUUCUCAAAGAUUUCCAUAUUCCUCAACCGCAUCCUUCCUUCAUUUACUGUGACAAUCAAUCCGCCAUCCACAUAGCUAAUAACCCCACUUUUCACGAACGAACUAAACACAUAGAGUUGGACUGUCAUUUCAUUCGGGAUAAGAUCAAGACAUCUCAGAUCAGACUCAUACCUAUAUCCAGCACCUUACAACUAGCAGAUGCCUUUACGAAGCCCUUGACUUCACCAGUUCUCAACUCUCACAUCUCCAAAAUGUCUGUAUACAACAUAUACAGUCCAUCUUGA